Diceros bicornis minor is the source of this 930-nucleotide messenger RNA. Its product is annotated as olfactory receptor 10A4-like. NCBI's taxonomy places the organism in Eukaryota, Metazoa, Chordata, Mammalia, Perissodactyla, Rhinocerotidae. Gene Ontology annotation, biological process: G protein-coupled receptor signaling pathway. Gene Ontology annotation, cellular component: membrane. The coding region runs from base 1 to 930 and encodes 309 amino acids. The transcript has a single exon. The record is from RefSeq and is a predicted model, not a curated record. Gene Ontology annotation, molecular function: olfactory receptor activity; G protein-coupled receptor activity.
AUGGUCAGCACUGAAGAAAAAAAUAUGACUCAAAUUUCAGAAUUUAUGCUUUUGGGUUUUGGGGAUCUCCAUGGCCUUCAGUUUCUUCUUUUUGGGGUAUUUCUGGCCAUCUAUGUGAUGACUCUCAUGAGCAACAUUGUAAUCCUAACUGUGGUGUCAGCUGAUCACUCUCUUCACACUCCCAUGUAUUUCUUUCUUGGCCACUUCUCCUUCCUAGAGAUUGGCUAUACCACCACCAUUGAGCCCAUGAUGCUGAGGACGUUGCUAUCAGCUCAUGUGCCUAUUUCUUUCCCAGGCUGUGCCUGCCAGUUUUAUUUUUUUGCUGCCCUGGUAGCUACAGAAUGCUUCUUCCUGGCUGUAAUGUCUUAUGAUCGCUGCAUAGCCAUCUGUAACCCAUUACGUUACUCCAGCAUCAUGGACCACUGUGGUUGCUUACAGCUAGCUGGUGCCUCUUGGGUGGCUGGAUUUCUGGCACCCAUUCUUCUCAUGGUCCUCAUUUUUCAGUUAACAUUCUGUGCUGCAAAUGAGGUUGACCACUUCUUUUGUGAUUUGAAGCCCAUCAUGAAACUGGCCUGCACUGAUACUCAAAUAGCUGAGAUGACCUCUUUCAUAUGUACCUCUUUAUUUGCCCUCAGCCCCUUCCUGCUAAAUCUGGCUUCUUAUACUCGCAUCAUCUCCACCAUUCUGAGGAUUCCUUCUAUCACAGGGAAGCAGAAGGCCUUCUCCACCUGUUCCUCCCAUCUGACAGUGGUCUGUCUAUAUUAUGGGACACUGGGCAUUGUCUAUGGCUUCCCUUCAGGGCCUCAGCAUGAAGACUUACUGAAAUUGCUUUCCCUUUUGUAUACAGUGCUUACCCCUGCCCUCAACCCUAUUAUUUACACCCUAAGGAACAAGGAUGUAAAGGUAGCUCUGAGAAAAUUGGUGCAAUGA